This is a messenger RNA of Cutaneotrichosporon oleaginosum, 429 nucleotides long. RefSeq lists its product as uncharacterized. NCBI's taxonomy places the organism in Eukaryota, Fungi, Basidiomycota, Tremellomycetes, Trichosporonales, Trichosporonaceae. The record is from RefSeq and is a predicted model, not a curated record.
AUGCGCAAGCUCGCCCUCUUCGCACUUCUCCUCGGGACCUUCGCGGCUCGCGCUGAACUGGUUCGUCGCGAUCUCCACCUUGUCCCCUCUGCAGACCUCGACACCCAAAUGCCCCAUGCUUCUGAGUCGCGCGACGACUCCGUAGCAGGGUCCUUCAAGGGUAGCAGCGGCGGUGGCGGAGGCGGCGGCGGCGGCGGCGGCGGCGGACGUGGUGGAGGCGGCGGCUCCAGAGGCUCGUCAGGCAACAAGUCCGGCAGCGGUAGCAGCGACAAGGGCUCGUCCUCGAACACAGGUGGUGGCUCCCCCGCGCCGGCAGGCAUUGUCGUAGUUGCCCCUCCUGGCAACGGGCGGGGCAGUGCCGCAUCCGCCCUCACUCCGGGCGUGCUCAGUGCUGCGUGCGUCGUUGCCGCGGUGAUCGCGACCGUGUAA